CCAGAGCCCGGAGCGCGAGCCGCCGCGCCGAGCUGCCGGGAGCCGCGGGCCGGGGCCCGGAGGAGGCCCCGGGGAGGCGUCUUCGUGGCGGGGGAGCCGGGCGCGGGCCGCCGCGUCGCGCCGUAGGGGGCGGGGGACGAGGAGGCGGCCGCGCUGCAGCCGGCGAGAGGAAGCGCUCCGCCCGCGCCCCCGACGGCGCGCGUUUAACCACAUCCGCGCCCGGCUGGAAACGCUGCCUGGCGCCUGUCACCGGUUCCCUCCAUUUUGAAAGGGAAAAAGGCUCUUCCCCUGCCCCUGCCCCUAGGAGCUGGAGCCGCGGGAGCCGCUCAUGGCGUUCAGCCCCUGGCAGAUCCUGUCCCCCGUGCAGUGGGCGAAAUGGACGUGGUCUGCGGUGCGCGGCGGGGGCGCCGGGGAGGACGAGGCCGCUGGGCCCGAGGGCGACCCCGAGGAGGAGGACUCGCAAGCCGAGACCAAAUCCUUGAGUUUCAGCUCGGAUUCUGAAGGUAAUUUUGAGACCCCUGAAGCUGAAACCCCGAUCAGAUCGCCUCUCAAGGAAUCCUGUGAUCCCUCACUAGGAUUGGCAGGACCCGGGGCCAAAACCCAAGAAUCACAAGAAGCUGAUGAACGGCUGGUAGCCGAAGUGGUUGGCAAAUGUUCGUCUGAGAAUUGUUCUAGACCUUCAGAAAAUGAGGUAUCUCAGCAGGCUGUUGGUUCUCACUUAGUCAAGGAUUUCAAAGAAGAACCCGAACACGAUAUUAGCAAAAUUUCGGUCGUGAGGCCAUUUUCAAUAGAAACCAAGAAUUCCACAGACAUCCCGGCAGCUCUGGGAACAAAAGUGGCUCAUGGCGGUGUGACUGCAGUCUCGGGCGAGGCCCUGGCCCCCCGCGCAGCGGGCACCAUCCAGGACCAGGCAAUGACAGAAGGCAGCAUGGGGGUUGCCCUCCAGGCACCCGCAGAAGCUGAUCUCAAGGCCGGAAGCCCCUGUCCAGAGCCCGUGCUCUGCAGAAGCAAACUAAGAAAGCCCAAGCCCGUCUCUCUGAGGAAGAAAACCACCGGAGGAGAGUUCUCAGACCCUGAAACUGCUUUGGAGGGCACGCCUCUCUCCAAGAUAUCCUACCAGUAUCCCAGAGAACUGGAUGGGAACACAAAUCCUUCUUUGCUAGGAGAAAUCCCAGGCUCUCUCAGUAGUGACACCAGUGAUUUGAGGGUGGAGCUGCCGGAGGAGGCAAGGAGCUCACCUCUCAAGCUUGAGUUUGAUUAUACAGAUGUGGAAAGUGCAGAGGCCAGGAAAGCCCUUCCAAGGAAACUUGGCAGGAAACUUGGUAACAAACUGACUCCCAAGAUACAAAAGGAUGGCAUCGGUAAGCCAGUAGGUGUAGAGCAGCCGGCAGACCCACCAGGAGAUGCGCCUCUCUCGCAAGCGUCUUCUAAACUAGAUCCCAGUCAGUGGGACGACCCCGGCUUUAAUCCCUUUGGGAGCCGCUCCAUCCUGCAGAACUCCCCUCCCCUCUCCUCUAAGGGCUCCUACCACUUUGACCCAGAUAACUUUGACGAAUCCAUGGAUCCCUUUAAGCCAACUACAACUCUAACAAGCAGUGACUUUUGUUCUACCACUGGUAAUCAUGUUAAUGAAAUCUUAGACUCACCCAAGAAGGCAAAGUCGCGUUUGAUAACGAGUGGCUGUAAGGUGAAGAAAUACGAAACUCAGUCUCUUGCUUUGGAUACAUGUUCUCAGGAUGAAGGAGCAGUGAUCUCCCAGAUUUCAGACAUUUCUAAUAGGGACGGCCACGCUACUGACGAGGAGAAACUGGCGUCCACGUCAUGUGGUCAGAAAUCGGCCGGGGCCGAGGUGAAAGGUGAGCCAGAGGAAGACCUGGAGUACUUUGAAUGUUCCAAUGUUCCCGUGUCUGCCAUAAGUCAUGCGUUUUCAUCCUCAGAAGCAGGCGUGGAGAGAGAGACGAGCCAGAAGACAGAAGACGACGGACCUGCCAUGCCUGGACUGCUGGAGUCCUCCGCCGAGAAGGCCCCUGUGUUGUCGUGUGGCGGGGAGAGCCCCCUGGGCGGAAUCUGCCUCAGCGAGUCAGACAAGACGGCCGUGCUCACCUUGAUCAGAGAGGAGAUCAUCACUAAAGAGAUUGAAGCAAAUGAAUGGAAGAAAAAGUACGAAGAGACCCGACAAGAAGUCUUGGAGAUGAGGAAAAUUGUGGCUGAAUAUGAAAAGACUAUUGCUCAAAUGAUUGAAGAUGAACAAAGGACAAAUAUGACCUCUCAGAAGAGCUUCCAGCAGCUGACCAUGGAGAAGGAGCAGGCUCUGGCCGACCUCAACUCUGUGGAAAGGUCCCUUUCUGAUCUCUUCAGGAGAUACGAGAACCUGAAAGGCGUUCUGGAAGGGUUCAAGAAGAAUGAAGAAGCCUUGAAAAAAUGUGCUCAGGAUUACUUGGCCAGAGUUAAACAAGAGGAACAGCGGUAUCAGGCCCUCAAAAUCCACGCCGAAGAAAAACUAGACAAAGCCAAUGAGGAGAUCGCUCAGGUGCGGACGAAAGCGAAGGCCGAGAGUGCGGCUCUCCACGCUGGACUCCGGAAGGAGCAGAUGAAGGUGGAGUCCCUGGAAAGGGCCCUUCAGCAGAAGAACCAAGAAAUCGAAGAACUGACAAAAAUCUGUGACGAGCUGAUUGCAAAGCUGGGAAAGACUGACUGAGAUUCCCCUGUUAGCUCCACAGAUCUGCAUUUGGCUGCUUCUCUCGUGACCACAAUUAUCUUGCCUUAUCCAGGAAUAAUUGUCCCUUUGCAGAGAAAAAAAAAAAAAAACCUAAAAAAAGCACAUGCCUACUGCUGCCUGUCCUGCUUUGCUGCCGGUGCAACGGCCCUGGAAGAAACCCCAGAGUGUCGCAGUCUCGAGAGGAGGGUGAACCCACAGUGCGGGGGUCUGUCUGUCCCCGUCCGCAGGUCCAGCUAGACAGGCUGCUGAGUUUGGGUUUGUGAGUUCUCUACCUUCGGUUUGUUUUAAAGUCAUCUUUACUGUUCCAAAUAUGUUAAAUUUAUGGUUUUGUGGCUACUGUUUGGGAUCAUCUUUCUCUACCACCUGUCUGAUUAUUUUGUGACCUAUUUAUUUAAUCUUUUAAUUUUCAAUAUCAGUGGUUUUAUUUAAGGAGAUAAUUUGGCCUAUGUUUACUUCCAGUUUAUAAACAAGAAGGGGCUCUGGUUACCCUUUUCUGUACACACUCACACAGACGUAUGUAUUUGUAUUUGCUGCUGCUUUUUCCCCUGAAGCAUAGUCAAAUAAGAACUUCCUACCGAAGACCAUAUUUCCUUGAAUUCUGAGCCAGAACUAAAUAGAGUCCCGGCUCAGAAUGCCAGCUUAAGACUUUGGGGGAUUGAGGAUGUGAAGAUUGCAGACUCAGGCUUUCCCAUCUGGGGAGGACUGUGCCAGGACAUUUUGUUGCUCCGGUAUUGGGACACUGCCCGGCUUUGAUGGGCACGGCCCUUUGGGCAUAGUCCCCAGACCGGGAGUCGUGGCGUCUCCUCUCUGGGUGAACAGCUCUGUGGGGCUCCUUCCACGCUGGGGGUUGGUGAAUCUGCCCUACCGUCAUUUAGUCUCCUCUGCUUCCACUUGUUGAUACAAAAUCAACAUUUAAUCUUUGUUAUCUUUCUGUUUUAAAUAGGCAAAGAAAAUCUACUUGUAAAAGGUUUAGAUUUGUGUAAUGAAAAGGUAACUGUAGCCCCAUUGCCAAUUAUAAGGUGAAGGAACAGUUGUUUUUUUAAUAAGUGUGAUGCAUUAUUCUUCAGGUGAUUAAAAAAAUAAAGCAAAAAAUCCUUUCCAACUUAAGAUAGAACUUUUAACAAAACAGGCAGUAAAAAAAUAAUGCGAACCACAGCCCAUUUUGAGUAUUUUUAAACAAAACACAAUUUGAAUGCGGGGAGGGGCAUGCAGGGAGAAGGCCUUUACUAACAAAACCAAAUUCCUCCAGCUCUUACUGGACUCAGUUCAGAGUGGUGGGACAUUAACCCCAAAAUGAAAAUUGUCCAUGUAAUGCCAGUGAAUUCCCUUCCAUCUGAUAGGCAAAACCAAAUCCAUGCAAGUGUUCUAAAGCACUCUUUUGUCUUAAUCUUACACCCUGAAAGUCUUCCUGGUGGUAUGCACUAUAUUCAGUACACGUACGUUUUCCUAUUCUUCUUGUAAAACUGUUGCAUGAUCCAACUUCCGCAAUGAAUUGUGCCUAGUGGAGAACCUCUAUAGAUCUUAAAAAAUGAGUUUUUCUUUAGCAAUGUAUUAUUCACAUGGGUGCAAUCUUUAGCCCCAGGGAGGUCAAUAAUGUCUUUUAAAGCCAGAAGUCACGUUUUACCAAUAUGCAUUUAUAAUUGGUGCUUAGGCUGUAUUUUAAAGCCUAUUGUCUUAACAUUUUGUACAAAAAAGAACAACAGAAAUUAUCUGUGGUUUGAGAAGUGGCUUGACAAUCAUUUGGGCUUUGAAAGCAGUCACUGUGGUUUAAUAUGAAUGCUGUGCUAAUAGUCAUAGUAUCAAAUACAAGUGUCUCCUGCCGGCGUAACUGAUUUCUAAGUCCUCUACUACUAAGGAAAUUGAUCUUACGUUUUGCAGAAAGAAACCUUGAUUGCUAAACCUUUUUGCUGCUGUGUUUUGGUGACAUAUCCAUGUUUACUUGUUUUAUACUGAUCUGCUUUAAGUAUGAAAGGCAUGUAGUGGUCUCCACUAUAAAUCCUUAGUCCUCUUUUUAAGCUUACUGUGUAUAAAGAAAGUAGCCACGUGUUAAAACAGAGUAAUGACAAUCCUUCCCCAGCAUACUGCUAGAAAAGACCCCUUAAAACUCCACCCUCCUGAGUGGAGCUGCUGCACAAGGCGUACCAAGGCCCUUGCUAAGUUGUGUUUGCCACCAGCGCCUCAGCCGUGACCAUUCUAACUUAAUAAAUGGAUACUCUCCAAUACUGAUAAAAAUGCAGCUUUUACAGCUGGUAAGUUAAGAUUAUACACUGGGCAGUGUGAAACUUGUGUGUUUUUCUUAAAAAAUGAAAAAAAAAAUACUUUUUAGAACUCCGGAGAGUAAGAGCAUAAUAUAGAGUUUGCUUCAACACAUGUGACGGCCACAUAGCUUGCGAGGCAAGAAAACCCUGUUCCAAAAGGGACAUGGCAGGAAGCUGCUGGCUGGGGCAGUGAUUUGGGAAUAUUAGGUGUUUUUUCUGAGACUCUGGUCAGGAUUCAGAGCCAUCUCUCUAGCUUUUGACUUUGCCAAAGCAUAGACAGCCUUUGUCUGACAGUGCUUCAGUUGGAGAAUUUGCUGGAAGUCAGACUGCAGUCUGCCAUCGGCCUGGCUCGACCGUCAGCUCCAGUCAGAGCUCCCGAGGCUGACUUUAUUUGGAGAAGCUCCUCGAAGCCGGUGACCUACCCAAACCUUUUGUUCUGUCAGACUGUUCUGGAAAUGUUGAGAAGCCCAGUUUUCUCACGUGGCUUCUAGCUCCUUCAGACUCAGCCCGAAUUAGGAAGCCCAGAAGCACUUGCCGGUGAGAAGCCGAGGGUCUGGCAGCCUUCCCGAUGGUAUGGGACCUGGGGGGAUUUGUGUUUCGCUUCGGAGGAAAGCACACGUUGAACUUCCUCUCCAGCCAGUUCCCUUUCUGCCUGUCCCACACUCUGUGUAACUCUGCGACAUUUGUUAGACUGCUUGAAUCAGCUCUAACUACAAACAGGGAGAAUAACGGCCCCCAGCGUGCCGGGCUGACUAAAGUGGCCGGAUUGAAGCACUCGCUUUCAGUCAAGGUAACAAAGGGCUCAGCGGUGGCUCUAAAGCUCCAAAAGGAGUUUUGUAAGAGCAGGGCCUUGGUGAGUCUUGUGCACACUGAGUUGGACGUGAUUCAACGCAUGCAUUUUUAGUGCAGUGAAAGCUCUAAAGCUGCCCUUUAUUUCCUUUUGGUUUUUCAUUUGAAUUGGUAGCCAUCUCAUGAAUUGUUCAUGCCUGUUGUCUCUCUGUGGCCGUGGGGCCGCGAGCUUGCCCUCAGCCCCUGUUUCUGACCGUAUUCUCUCGGGAAAAGAGAAAACGAGGUAUUGAAAGAUUAAGUGAUUCCCGAAAAGGAUUUUAAAGUAAAGAUGUAUAUAUUCUGAAGAAUUUAAAAGAUAACAUUAUUUGCUUAUUAAAGAACAAAUAUAGUCUGGGAAUCCCAGAAUGUCAAGCCAAAGGUCUAAGAAGUCAUCUUCAAAUAUUUUAAUAAAGAAGUAUUUUGAGGAGACAUCUAUCCAAAAAAGGUUUGACUGGCCUCCAGAUUCCAGUUAGUUUUAAAAAGCAAUUGACCACUAAAUCCUUGAGUCUCCCAUAUAGUCGAGGUAAAGAAACUGAGUCUUGUCUCCAAGGCUCUCUGGAAGGAAACGCAGACGGCCGCGUUCUCCAGCGAAGACCGGCUCCCUGGUGCCAGAGCUUGCGUUCGGGAGACUAAAGAUUGCACUUUCUGUAGUUUUUCGUCCAAAUGCAAUCCCAUUUCUGUGCCUCUUAGCAUGCAGUUAGAUUUGGACAAACAAGAUUCCUAAGGAAUGACUUUAUUAACUAUAAUAUGGUUACAGCUAUUAUAUAAAUAUAUAUUCUGGUUAUAGUUCUAACGUGGAGACUGUGUGCAAUGCUGGCUGUGGCGUCUGCAUCGUGCUCUAGUGCUUUAAUGCCGCAGAGGAGGCAGGCUCAGCGCUGGGGUGUGGCCCGAACCUUCCCUGUGUUGGUCCUUCGCCUUGGAACCCUCAAGAGGCCUCUGCCUUUCAGUGGUAUCUGAAACGGACUCCAAAAAAGCAUUUCCUAAUCACAUUGUUAACCGAUAUUCUGCAUUUAUGAAAGGAUUUUCAAAUGGACAUAUGAAAAUUGUGAACCCUGAAAGUGCCCCCAGUCCAGACACAGGGCAGCGUGUAGGUCACCACGCCACAGCCUCAGCCCUUCCCAGGCGCCAGGAGAGGCUCCAAGGUUUCUUUUCCGUCUCAGAGGCGGCAGUGAACUUCUCGGUGUUGCUGUAGUGAGUGUGUGUUUGCCAAUAGGUCCCCAUCGUACCAGUGUGCCAACCGGUCACAUCCUUUGCACAUCUGCUUCCACUGUGUCCCCGCGGGUGCCACGGAGCGUGUGAGGAGCCUCUCGUCCGCAGGGACGAGCGCUGCACUGACUACUGCGAUCAGGAGUGUGUCGUGUGGAAUAAUCAUCUACAUAAAUUUUUUAUGCACAGUAAUUUCCCUUUUUAUAUGUCAAGUAAAUAUUUGUAAAAGUUAUACUCACACAAAUUAUUAUAAUGAUUACUAAUAUAUUUUUUCCAUGUUUCAUUGCCUGAAUAAAAACUGUUUACCACUGUUA
Messenger RNA from Lemur catta (Ring-tailed lemur), 7325 nucleotides. RefSeq names its product transforming acidic coiled-coil containing protein 1 (gene TACC1). Gene Ontology annotation, cellular component: cytoplasm. The transcript is spliced from 13 exons. Gene Ontology annotation, biological process: mitotic spindle organization; cerebral cortex development; cell population proliferation. The record is from RefSeq and is a predicted model, not a curated record. The coding region runs from base 329 to 2698 and encodes 789 amino acids. Lineage: Eukaryota; Metazoa; Chordata; Mammalia; Primates; Lemuridae.